CCCGACGACGACCGAAGAAAAGGCGGCCGUGAAAGAAGGCUUCCUUCGGCUCGGCGCCAUUCCGGGAGUGAUCGGCUGCAUCGACGGCACCCUCAUCGGCAUCAAGGCGCCCAAGGGACCCCGCAAGGCUUCGUUCAUGUGCAGGAAGCACUUCUACGCCCUCAACGUUAUGAUCAUCUGCGAUGCGGCGAUGCGGAUCCUGGCCAUCGACCCUAUGCGACCGGGGUCAGACCAUGACUCGUUUGUCUGGCAGACGACCUGGCUGCGCCGACGGUUCCUGGCGGGGCGCAUUGCAGAGCCAGGCGAAUACCUGCUUGGUGACAGUGGCUACCCAUUGGAGCCGUGGCUCCUCAUCCCGGUCUCUGGUGAUCCUUCCGAGCACAGUGCCGAAGGCAGGUUCAACGCUGAGCACAUCACCAUGCGCUCCAUUGUGGAGCGGUGCAUUGGCAUGCUUAAAGCCCGCUUCCGGUGCUUGCAGCGUUACCGCACCCUCCACCACGAGCCAGAGCGUGCUGCUGACAUUAUUGCAGCAUGUGCUUCCCUUCACAAUCUAUGCUUAGGUGAGGGUGCCACUGAGCCGGUUGAUGAGUUUGAAGGCAUUGAAGACUUUUUCAGCAGCAGCAGCAGCAGCACCAGCAGCGAAGAUUCUAACGGGUCCCCCAUCCAACAGGGUUUGACCCGAAACAGGGCCACAAGAAGCUAUUAUUUAAGAGGGCGCGCAGUACGGGACGGUGUCAUUGCGCGCUUUGGCACCACCCGUGAGCAGCACUACGAGUACUUGAGGAGGGUGCGCCGGCGGUUGCGACGCCAACAGCAUCGUUGGUAGAUGCGUAAUGCAGCAGUUGGAGUAGUGUGUAUUUAAGAGAUGUCAAAUAAUUGAUUUACACAUAUUAUUACUGCGUUGAUGUGUGACCUCUUUCAGGCAUGGUACAAGAAUUGUGAUGAAAAGAGAACAUAUGCAUUCUUGCAGAAAAGCCAGUGUAAAACAAAAGUAUGAACAUACACUGCACUGGAGCGUGGUCA
Messenger RNA from Rhipicephalus sanguineus (brown dog tick), 1023 nucleotides. RefSeq names its product putative nuclease HARBI1. Lineage: Eukaryota; Metazoa; Arthropoda; Arachnida; Ixodida; Ixodidae. The transcript has 3 exons. Bases 137 to 826 code for a protein of 229 amino acids. The record is from RefSeq and is a predicted model, not a curated record.